Molecule: messenger RNA, 489 nt
Organism: Maudiozyma barnettii
Lineage: Eukaryota; Fungi; Ascomycota; Saccharomycetes; Saccharomycetales; Saccharomycetaceae
Gene: ATG31
Product: Atg31p
Exons: 1
Coding region: 1-489 (162 amino acids)
Biological process (GO): autophagy
Cellular component (GO): phagophore assembly site
Source: RefSeq, a predicted model, not a curated record
AUGGAACCAAUUGUACUGUCUGUGUCAGACGAAAAUAUAUUUUAUGAACUGUCUAGUAAGAAACAAAAUGGAACAGAUCGCUCUGAUAAUCGACACAUAAUAUAUCCAACACAUUUUAAAUACAUAUUCGAAGAUCCCGAAGAAACAAUACCAUCUUCAGCUGAACCAAUUUCAGAUAUUAAUGAGGAUGAUAGUGUUGAAAAUGUUAUUGUUCUAAAUUUUAAUGAAUCUCAUAAAUUAUUAAAAGUUGAAUUAUUAAGCGAAAAUGCUGAAUUAUUAUCGUUCAAACUAAAUAAGAAUCUGAAUUCUCUAACCAAAUUGGAAGAUUCGCAAAAUGAAGAUUCUAAUCAAGUUUUAGAUAUUGAACUUGAUGUCGUGUCAAAUUUUAGGAACAUUGACUCUUUGACUGAUGAUUUACCUUUGGAUAAACUUAUUAAAUUGUAUAAUGUUCAAAACGAUCAGAUUCAAAAGAUAACGGAUUCUAUAUAG